This is a messenger RNA of Copidosoma floridanum, 602 nucleotides long. It is a transcript of the gene Rassf, whose product is annotated as Ras association family member. The record is from RefSeq and is a predicted model, not a curated record. Gene Ontology annotation, biological process: signal transduction. NCBI's taxonomy places the organism in Eukaryota, Metazoa, Arthropoda, Insecta, Hymenoptera, Encyrtidae.
AUGACAAAACCAAUUAUGUUGUUGGAUGGUGUAGUUCUCCGUCGAAAGCAAGGCUCAACAGCAAUCAAACGACGGCCAGGAGCAAGACGUCAAUCCCGCAAUCGUCUUAGAAGACGAUGCUCGAUCAAUGGACAUUUUUACAAUCGCGAGACUAGUUUUUUUACUCCACCUCAUGGUUCGCAAAUGUCAGUCUGGGUGACAAGUCUCGUAAGUACUCAAGAGGUGAUAAAUCUCAUGCUUGACAAGUACAAAGUUGAUGCCAAGUCCGACAAUUUUGCACUCUUCGUUGUUCGAGAUAAUGGAGAGCAGCGUAAAUUAAGGGAUGACGAGUAUCCCUUGGAAGUACGAGUGGUUCUCGGUCCACACGAGAACAUUGCUCGGCUAUUCUUGGUUGACAAAUUCACGACUCCAGAAAUCAGUUCUGACGUCGCUCAAUUUCUCAAUUUAUCUUUGGCCGAGUGUCAAAACAUUUUGCAGCGUUAUCAUUACGAGGAGGAGCGUCAAAUGCUCAUGCUGAAAGAAAAAUAUAAGGAGAUGCGUCGCAGAAUAAAGCAACGCAUGGAAGAGCUGAAAGUCCGUUUAUGAAAUGCAGAGUAAUUAUA